AUGUCAUUUGGUUCGACAAUGUUUAAAAAUUUGAAAGAUAAAAUAGCUACACAAGUCAAUAAAACAAAUCAAACAAUACUUUCAAGUAUUCUACAAACUGAUCCAGCAUCAAUAUCAAAAGAUUCUGGCGCUCGUACAUCUUCGACUACUAGUCAUAACGAUAAUUUCGACCAUAAUCGUUCUCGAUUAAAUUCAGCUGCAAGUGACAUAAGCCAAACGGCUAGUGCGAAUAACAAUUAUGUCUCUCCGGCACGUAGUUUUGUACCACCAUCAGAUAUCGAAUCAGAACAUGGUGGUGAUGAAAGUGAUCAUGAAACAAAUAGUAAAAUGCAAAGAUUAGUCAAUAUUUACAAAACUAAAUUUAUUCAAUUGAAAAAUGCUUAUGAUGAAGUUGAACGUGAAAGAGAUAAUAUUAAAAAUAUACUACAGCAACAUCAAGACACAUCGAUUAAACGACAAACAAAAUUACGUGAACAAAUUAAAAUUGAUCGGCAAGUCAAAGAAGAACUUGAACGUUCAUAUAAACAAGAAAUAUCAUUACGUGAUAAUAAAAUUCAAGAACUGACUCAACAAGUUAGAACUACAAAUGAUCAUGUUCAAGUUGAUCGAGAAGAAAUGCGAAAUCUUCGUGAAAAGAAUACUAAACUUGAAACAUUACUCACUCAAUGUAAAGAAGCAAUUAAAAAUCAUCAAGAAAAACAUCUUAAAGUCGUUACAGAACGUGAUGAUCUUUUUGAAAAAUUAAAUGAAAAACAAACAUUGAUUGAAUCAAUGAUGAAAGAUCGUCAACCAGAAGAGAGUUCAAUUCAAGUUAAAGAAAAUUUCGAUUGUGACACAAGUGUGUUAUUAAAAGAUAAAGAACGAUUACAAGAAGAAUUAGAAGCAACACGUUUGUGUGUUCGACAACUUGAAACUGAUCUCGAAUCAAUCAAACAACAAAGUGUCACAUUUAAUUCGAAUGAUGAAAUUAAACAGAAACAUGAAGAUUUAUUGGCGGAGUUUAAUGAAAAAUCUAGUCAUUUGGAACAAAUAAUAAAUGAUAAAUUGACUCUUGAAAUAUCCAAUAAAGAAUUACAAGAUUUUAUUAAAAAUUGUCAAGAAACAAUUGAUAAAGAUAAACAACAAAUUGACAUACUCAAAGAUACUCUAUCGAAAGAAAAUGAACAACAUACAAAAUCUCUUGAUGCUCUUAAAACUGAAUAUGAAAACUUAACAAAUGAAUUACAACAAACAAAACAGGCAAAAGACAGUAUUCAAUCGUUACUUAGCGAUGCACUUCAAGAACGAACGAUUGAUAAAGAUUUAGAAAUACAACAAAAUCAAAAUACAGUUGAUGAUAUCAAUGAGGCAAAAGCUAGUUUUAGUCAAAAACUUGAUUGCCAACGUCAAGAACAUUUAGACGAAAUGGCUACUCUCAAGAGUCAACAACAAAUUGAAUUCGAUAAUAAUUUAAAAGAAUUACGAGAAGAAAAGGAUUAUCUUGAAAUAAAAAUAGAACAGCUGGAAAGUCAACAUAAGAAAACAAUUGAAGCACUUGAAAAUGAACUUACAGCUGCAGCUAAACGAGCACAAGAUAAAAUAACUGAUUUAACCAAACAAACUGAUGAACAAAAGAAUAAAUCGAAUCGCCACGAACAAGAAUUGAACGAAAAAUCUUCUCAACUUAUUGAGCUUGAAAAACAAUUAGAAACAUUGAAAUCUCAAGCCAAUCUAUCUCAAAAAGAACUAGUCGACGAAUGUAAUUCGUUAAAAGAACAAUACCAACAUAUUUCCGAAUCCAAUACCCAAAAAAAUGAACAAUUAACAGAAUUAGAAGAAAAACUUCGUAUUGCAACUCAACAAUUACAAGAUGAGAUUUUACAUAGGAAAAACAUUGAAAAACAACUCGAGAUCAUUAGUCUUAACAAUUCAAUGGAUGAAUUCAAAACAACGAUUACAGAACAUGAACAAUUGCAACAAACUAUUGAUAACUCUCAAAGCAAUGAUCGACAGCUAUUAGAACAGAAAGAUAAAAUGAUUGAUACACUCAAACAAGAUUAUGAAUUACAAAUUGAGAAAUUGCAUGAAGAACAUAAACGAACAGUUGAAGAUCUUCAUGAACAACUGCUAAAUUUAAAUUCUGAAAUUAAUGAAAAAAAUGAAACAUUUUCUGCAAUGGAAGCUAAACUCAAUAGUACUUUAUCGGAGAAAACUAGUCUUAAAAAUGAAAUAGAUCAAAUUCGUAUACAAAUGGAAACUAUACAAUCAAAUUCAAACGAAUUCAAUGUUAAAUUUCAACAAACUGGACAACAAAUCAAAGACUUAGAGACUGACUGUGAUUCUUAUCGAAAUGAAAUUGAAACAUUAAAAACUGAAAUAAUCUCUUUGGUAAAUAUCAACGAAGAAAAUAUUCGUCGAAUAGAUCAAUAUGAAAAUGAAAAAUUCGAUUUUGAACAAGAUAUUAGUGAAAAAGAUCGACAAAUAACAGAACGUGAUGAAAAAAUUCAAGAAAUUGAAUUAACUCUUAAACAAACAAAAGAACGAGCCACUAAACUACGUGAAGCGUUACAACGAACAAAGGGAUCGAUAAAGAAUAAUGAACAACCAAAUGCUGUUGAUUCAGAAAAUCAAAUACAAGUCAUUUCUCAAGAAUAUGAACAACGAUUAAAAGAAAACGAAAUGGAAUAUAAUACAAAAUUAAAAAUCAUGGCAAAAGAAAUGAGUAGUAAAAUCGAAGAAAAUGAAUACAAUUACAAUCAAAAAAUUCAUGAUCUUAUACAGAAGAAAGCUAAAGUUGAAAAUGAUCUUACAAAUAGUGCUGAGAGAAGAAUAAAUGAUGCUGAACGUAGAGCUUAUAUCAGUGAAGAACAAAUAUCGAAAUUACAAGAACAAAUUAAAGAGAAACAAUUAGAUUAUUAUCGACAUAUACAAGAUCUACAAAUUGAAAUUCAUAAACUUACGAAACAGAUCAUUCCAACCAUCGAACAAUUCUCUCAAACUUCGAUCGAAGAUUUAUAUUCAAAUGAUAUACAGCAUCCAUUCGUAAUCGAACCAACAGAAGUUGAUUAUUUAAAACAAAUUGUACUUGCUUAUAUGACAGGAACUGAUCGAUUAACAAUGGCAAAAGUCAUCUGUGCUGUUCUUCGGUAUAACGAGAGUGAAAAAUCAUUAAUAAUAGAAGAGGAAAAACUUCGUCAAUCGCGUUGGUUAAAUUCAACAAGAUAA
Rotaria socialis is the source of this 3204-nucleotide messenger RNA. NCBI's taxonomy places the organism in Eukaryota, Metazoa, Rotifera, Eurotatoria, Philodinida, Philodinidae. The record is from the annotation of a GenBank genome assembly.